This is a messenger RNA of Gigantopelta aegis, 2721 nucleotides long. RefSeq lists its product as uncharacterized. The coding region runs from base 1 to 2721 and encodes 906 amino acids. Lineage: Eukaryota; Metazoa; Mollusca; Gastropoda; Neomphalida; Peltospiridae. Gene Ontology annotation, biological process: DNA replication. The record is from RefSeq and is a predicted model, not a curated record. Gene Ontology annotation, molecular function: DNA binding; nucleotide binding; DNA-directed DNA polymerase activity. The transcript has a single exon.
AUGACCUCGGCUACUGCAGCUGACGAUUUGAACAUGAUGUAUAUCGAAGCUUUUCACAAAAUUAUGACUGAUAUGGAUAAUUUUGAAGGAGAUUCAUCCAGUUUGGAUUUCGAAGAGGUCUUGAAUGUUAAAUUGACAGUAACAAAGUUUCAACCUUUCCGCGGUAGUUCUUAUCUUCCUUUGCCCUCCGAAUUACAGAAAAAGAGAAGUCUUCUCAACAUUAGGAAUUUAGAUGAUGACAAAUGUUUCAUCUAUGCCAUUUUGGCUCAUUUACACCCCUCAUCUACAUCUCAUAAGGAUCUCCCAGAUGAUUACAUUCAACACAUAUCUGAAUUGCACUUAGAAGGAUUUAAAUUCCCCAUGGCUUUAAAAAAUGUGGGUAAUUUCGAAAAAGCAAAUGAUCUUAGUAUUAACGUGUAUGGCUAUAGUCAAAAAGAAAAAAAAGACGACGAAGAAAAUUUAAUCUUUCCCCUAAAAAUCAGUGACAAUGUGUCACACGUUGACCCAAAGCGUCACAUCGACCUUUUAUUUAUAAAUACAGAAGAUACGUCUCAUUACGUCUUGAUCACCUCAUUGGCUGCAUUGGUGAGACAAUCCAAUAACCACAACAAUAAAUACAUCUGUCGCAAAUGUCUGUGGACAUUCAGUUCGGAAGAUUGCCUUUUGAAUCACAAAUCAUAUUGCUAUCACAAAGCUCAAAAAACUAAAAUGCCCGAACCAGACAAGACGACGAGACAAUUUGGCUUAGGUCACAUGUCUAAAACGGUCAGGGUUCCCUUCGUGAUCUACAGCGACUUUGAAUGCAUCUUGUCACCUUUAGAGGAAGACAAUCCCGAUGGUCACCAUACUCAACGCAUUCAACAUCACGUCCCAUGUGGCUACUCUUAUCAAAUUGUCUGUCGGGACCCUAGUAUCCACUCUUUCGAUUUAAAGAAGUUCAGUGGGGAACAUGCUGCCCACCAUUUUAUGGAAAGCAUUUUGGCAGAUUAUCAGGAGAUCAAGGAGAUCUUGGAAGACCCGGUCCCUGUGCGUUUAACGCAGUGGGAUAAACAACUCAUCGAUUGCACGACUGUGUGUUAUUUGUGCGGGGACGAAAUAGAACAUGACCGACAUAUAGACCACGACCACCUGACGGGUGAAUUCAGGGGAGUGUGUCAUUCCUACUGCAAUGUGAACUAUAAAGAAUGUAAAUUUGUCCCCGUGGUUUGUCACAAUGCAUCUCGGUACGACAACCACUUGAUUUUGCAAGCGGCCGAAUUGUUUUCCGGAAGCGAACUUAAAUGUAUUCCCAAUAAUUCGGAACACUUUCUCAUGUUUGAAAUUGAUGGUCUUCGGUUUUUAGACAGUUAUAAGUUUUUAAACACCAGCUUGCAAACAUUGGCCAACAAUUUGAGAAGUAAAGGCCGAGACCAAUUCAAAUAUCUUCGUGGUCACUUUCCCGAUCACGUGGACUUGCUCACCCGCAAACUUCCCUAUUUUUACGAAUAUGUGGACAGUUUCGAAAAACUAGAAGAAACUGUCUUCCCCAGUCGGGAUGAGUUUUAUUCCUCUCUGACAGAAGAGACCGUGACCGAAGAAGAAUAUCUGUUUGCACGUGGGAUAUGGGACACGUUUCAUUGUCAGUCUGUCCGAGAGUUCAUGGAGCUUUACGUCUCCGUAGACACGUUGAUCUUAACGGACGUCAUGGAAGCGUUCCGUGACAUGUGUUUGCAAUAUUACGAGUUAGAUCCCCUCCAUUAUUACACACUCCCAGGGAUGGCCAUGGACGCAUGUUUGAAAAUGACGGACGUGAGUUUAGAUCUGUUAACAGACCCCGACAUGUACAAUUUUAUCGAACAGGGUAUCCGAGGGGGAGUGGCAUCCAUCAAUCACAGAUAUGCACAAGCCAAUAACAAACACAUGGCCGAUUUCGACCCCAACCAAACCGAGUCGACCUUACUUUAUUUUGAUGUUAACAAUUUGUAUGGGGCGGCCAUGUCAUUACCACUUCCUCUUGGGGAAUUUGAAUGGAUGCCACAAGAAGAUGUAAAUAAAAUUGAUUGGCUGCACCUUGAUCUCGAGGGAGACGUGGGGUAUGUUCUAGACUGUGAUUUAGAAUAUCCCCGCGAAUUGCAUCGCAUUGAUCAAACCUUGCCCGUUGCGCCCACCAAAGAGAGCAUCCCCUACCACCAGUUCUCCCCCUGCCACAAAGACCUUCUUAAAGAAAUGGGGAACAAAAUCGAAAAAUCUACGGGAACCAAACUGUUUUCGACGUUAAAAGAUAAGAGUCACUAUAUCAUUCAUUUUUCCACUUUACAGUUCUACCUGCAAUUGGGCCUGAAACUCGUCAAAAUCCACAAAGUAUUAACAUUCAUUCAAGAUCCAUGGAUGAAACCAUACAUUGAUUUUAAUACCCAAAAACGCAAAGAAGCCACGGACGAAUUUUCAAAAGAUCUGUUUAAAUUAUUAUCCAAUUCGGUCUAUGGUAAACAAUUGCAAAAUGUCAGAAAUUAUCAACAGGUAGAACUAAUCACAGACGAAAAGAGAUUACGAUGGUACACGGCAAAGCCUAAUUUCAAAUCUGUCAAUAUCUUUUCGGAACAUUUGGUCGCCGUCAGCAUGGAAAAAGGGUCAGUCACACUAAAUCAACCCGUGUCCGUUGGUUUCACCAUUUUGGAACACGCCAAACGUAUUUUAUACGAUUUUCAUUACAAUGUCAUGCUAAAAGAAUAUGGAAAUUGA